GCCGCUCUGGCAGGCGGGGCUGGCGUGUCCGGGAGGCCUGCCCGCUGGUGCCCGGCCGGAGCGCGAGCGCUUCCGGGUGGCUCCUGCGGCCCCGCCGGCCGAAGGCGCGCCGUCCUGGCAGGCUGCAAAGAUCGGCGCGGACAGGCCGGACGCCGCUCGGUCCUCUUCCGCCUCCGGAGUCCGCCCGCAGCCCGAAGGAUGCGGCAGUAGCGGGAUGGUUGGCUGCGCGAUCUGGCAUGUCGUCCUGGACGGCCGAGCUGAAGGAGGGCGCUUCCGCGGCUAAGUUCUUCCUGGGCUGCCCAGAUGAGGAGGUGGACUUCCCGGGAGCAGAGCUGAAGAUGGAGGAGCUGCCCUUCUUUGAGGAUGAGGAGGAGGAGGAAGAGUCGCCUCCAGAACGGCAGAUUGUGGUUGGCAUUUGCGCCAUGACCAAAAAGUCCAAAUCCAAGCCCAUGACACAAAUCCUGGAGCGACUGUGCAAGUUUGAAUACAUCGCGGUGGUGAUCAUGGGGGAAGAUGUCAUCCUGAAUGAGCCGGUGGAGAAGUGGCCGGCCUGCGACUGCCUCAUCUCCUUCCACUCCAAAGGGUUUCCUCUGGACAAAGCCGUUGCUUAUGCCAAGCUCUGCAACCCUUUUCUGAUUAACGACCUUGAUAUGCAAUAUUACAUCCAGGACAGGCGGGAGGUAUACCGGAUCCUGCAGGAGGAGGGAGUAGACCUGCCUCGUUAUGCGGUGCUCAACCGGGACCCUGAUCGCCCAGAGGAGUGCAGCCUGGUGGAGGGGGAGGACCAUGUGGAGGUCAAUGGGGCCAUUUUCCCCAAGCCCUUUGUGGAAAAGCCAGUCAGUGCUGAGGACCACAACGUCUACAUCUACUAUCCUUCUUCAGCUGGCGGGGGCAGCCAGCGCCUUUUCCGCAAGAUUGGGAGCCGCAGCAGCGUCUACUCUCCAGAGAGCAGCGUACGGAAGACCGGAUCAUACAUUUAUGAGGAGUUCAUGCCUACAGAUGGCACGGAUGUCAAGGUCUACACGGUGGGUCCCGACUACGCACACGCUGAGGCACGGAAAUCCCCUGCUCUCGAUGGGAAGGUGGAACGAGAUAGCGAAGGAAAGGAGAUCCGCUACCCAGUUAUGUUAACAGCCAUAGAGAAGCUGGUAGCCCGGAAAGUCUGUGUGGCCUUCAAGCAGACAGUGUGCGGCUUUGACUUACUGCGGGCCAAUGGCCAGUCCUUCGUCUGUGAUGUCAACGGCUUCAGUUUUGUGAAGAACUCUAUGAAGUACUAUGAUGACUGUGCCAAGCUCCUUGGGAACAUCAUCAUGCGUGAAAUGGCUCCCCAGUUCCAGAUCCCCUGGUCCAUCCCCACAGAAGCAGAAGACAUCCCCAUCGUGCCUACCACUUCAGGGACAAUGAUGGAGCUACGGUGUGUGAUUGCAGUUAUAAGGCAUGGUGAUCGGACCCCCAAACAGAAGAUGAAGAUGGAAGUGAAGCAUCCCAGAUUCUUUGUUCUAUUUGAAAAAUACGAGGGCUACAAGACUGGGAAGCUGAAACUGAAAAAGCCAGAGCAGCUUCAGGAGGUGCUGGACAUUGCUCGGCUGCUAGUGCAGGAGCAGAGUGCUCUCGGGGAUGCGGUGGCCGAGGAGCAGAAGUCAAAACUGGAGCAGCUCAAGACCGUGUUGGAGAUGUACGGACACUUCUCUGGAAUCAACCGCAAAGUGCAAUUGACCUACCUGCCUCAUGGGCAUCUGAAGGCUUCCAGUGAGGAAGAAGAUCUCAAGGAAGCCUCCCCAUCUUUGCUCUUGGUGCUGAAGUGGGGGGGCGAGCUGACUCCUGCUGGCCGAGUGCAAGCGGAGGAGCUGGGCCGAGCCUUCCGCUGCAUGUAUCCAGGGGGCCAAGGAGACUAUGCUGGUUUUCCAGGCUGUGGCCUCCUUCGACUGCACAGCACGUACCGCCACGAUCUCAAGAUCUACGCCUCCGAUGAGGGCAGAGUCCAGAUGACAGCGGCAGCAUUUGCAAAGGGCCUCCUUGCUCUGGAGGGGGAGCUGACGCCCAUCCUAGUGCAAAUGGUGAAGAGCGCCAACAUGAACGGUCUGCUGGAUAGCGACAGUGACUCCCUCAGCAGCUGCCAGCACCGGGUGAAGGCUCGUCUGCGGGAGAUUAUGCAGAAAGACGUCUCAUUUUGCACAGAGGACUAUGAGAAGCUGGCGCCAACAGGCAGUACUUCGCUCAUCAAGUCCAUGAGGAUCAUUGGGAAUCCAGUGGAGACCUGUGAACAAGUCUUUAAGCUGAUUGAGAACCUCACUUCCCAGAUCCAGAAACGUCUGGAGGACCCCAAGUCUGCUGACUUGCAGCUGUACCACAGUGAGACCCUGGAGCUGAUGCUGCAACGCUGGAGGAAGCUGGAGCAAGACUUCCGACUGAAGAACCGGCGUUACGAUAUCAGCAAGAUCCCCGACAUCUACGACUGUGUCAAGUACGACAUACAGCACAAUGCUGGCCUGCAGCUGGAAGGCACCCAUGAGCUGCUCCGGCUCUCUAAGGCGCUGGCGGAUAUUGUCAUCCCCCAGGAGUACGGCAUCAGCCAACAGGAGAAGCUGGAGAUUGCGGUGGGCUUUUGCCUGCCUCUCAUCAAGAAGAUUCAGCUGGACCUGCAGCGAACCCACGAGGAUGAGUCUGUCAACAAGCUGCACCCCUUGUAUUCCAGGGGAGUCCUGUCUCCAGGGCGUCAUGUCCGGACACGUUUGUACUUCACCAGUGAGAGCCACGUCCAUUCCCUACUUAGCAUCUUCCGCUAUGGAGGCCUGCUAGAUGCCUCAAAGGACGCCCAGUGGAAGAGGGCCAUGGACUACUUGGGAGCCAUUUCAGAGCUGAACUACAUGACCCAGAUUGUCAUCAUGUUGUAUGAGGACAACAACAAGGACCCAUCAUCCAAGGAGAGGUUCCAUGUGGAGCUGCACUUCAGUCCCGGAGUGAAAGGCUGCGAGGAGGAAGGCAGUGCCCCAGCGGGAUGCGGCUUCCGCCCAGCCUCUGCAGAGAAGGAGGUCAGAAAGCCAGAGCAGGGAAGUCUAGAGGACCUGGAGGAGUCCAAGGGCAACGAUGAGACAGACAGGGUGGAGGCCCGGUCCCCGCAGCCUUCGGAGCCGGUCUGCAUCCAGCGCCGGUCACCCUUGAUCCGGAACCGCAAGGCUGGCUCCAUGGAGGUGCUGUCCGAGUCAUCCAAAUCCAGCGGGUACCGGCUCUUUUCCUACGCCAGGCAUUCAUCAGAAGGGAAACAAAGUGGCUUGGGGUCCCCGUGCUCAAGGCUCUUCAGCACCACUGUCCUGGGGGGCUCCUCCAGUGCCCCAAAUCUUCAGGACUAUGCACGCAGCCAUGGGAAAAAGUUUGUCUCCAGCUUUCUGUACAAAGAUGAGCUCUUGUCUAUGCCAGCCAUAAAGAGAUUUUCUGUGUCAUUUGCAAAGCAUCCAACUAAUGGGUUUGAAGGCUGCUCCAUGGUGCCCAGCAUCUACCCAUUGGAGACGCUGCACAACUGCCUCUCUCUUCGCCAGGUCAGCGAUUUCUUGACCACUCUGUCUGGGAGCUGCCCCAACGCCCAGCCGAGGCCUGGCACAGAGGGGAGCAUCCUGCUUGAUGUGGCCUCCAGCAAAAGCUUCAUGGAAUUCUUGCCGCCUUUGGCCAGCUGCUUCCACGAGGACCAGCCUGGCGAUAGACCCCCCAGUGAGGAACUUCUCAGCGUGGAAGAAGUGGGCCUGCAGGGCUUCAUCCCUUGGGGGGAGCUCUUGGCAGUGAGCGAGGAGGAGGCGGUGGGGCCAGAGCAAAAUCGGUUGGAGGAGGCCUCAGCCGAGGGGGAAGAACAGUCGAAGGAGGGAGAGGGGCAGCCGUGUGGCCCAGAGCCGGAGCCAGACAGGCUGAACAGCAAAGAGGUGUGAGAGAUCUUGCCUAAAAGGCCCCCCGAGCGAGGGGCUCAGGGACCUUGCCUAGGGAGAGAGGGCAUCUUCUGCUCCUCGGCAGCACCUGGGAGACUGCCAUUUGACCAGCCAAGGCCCAGAGCGGUGAAGACUCCAACGUGGAGCCAUGUUGCCCCAGUGGAGCUGAGGAAGCUUCAGGAACAGCCCAGGGGACUGUGCACUCCAGAUUUCCCCUGGGGUUCUGGUGAAGCCACGGAAGCAGCGAUGAACAUGGCUUUGGCCUUUGGAUGGUGUAGAAAGCGGACUGGCCUCCCUGAAGCUUCUUUCCAGCCUUGCUGGAAUCACCAAGUGAACCAGGUUUUCUUAGAAAUGUACAAAUCAGUUGCUGAGUGGGGGUGGGGGUGUUACCAAGUGCAAAUAGUAAUAUAUUCUAUGCAUCAAUGGUUGGUGGUGGGGGGGGGAGAUGUCAUGUCCAAAGUGUUGCUGGUUAAGAUUUCUGUGUUUCUGAAUUAUGACACCCUUACGAAGUCCUUGUGCUGUAGGUACAAUCUGUAGUAAAGCACUCUUGGCCCCGGUUGCAUCAUUAUUCUCUGCUGGACUGAGACGUAGAGCCUCAUUAGCCUCUGGGGAGGCCGGAGAGGGAUGUGGAAAAGGGGCCGAAGAGUAGAGCCUCCCUGGGCAGGAGCAGUUUGUUGUGAAGGAGUUUGAGGAGGCCUGGAAAGCCAGGGGAGGUGAGGAUGUUAAGGAGCAAGGUUUGGCCAAGGACUGGCCAAAAGGCUGUCUGAUUUCUACAAAUCUCCAGUCAAAGGAGGGGGAGGCAUGGUUGAUGCCACAUCAUAUUUGCCUGGAUUUGUUCAUGAGAACCACAGAAGAUGGGCUUCGGAAUCUGACCCCCUACAGAUGUGCCACAACAGGAGAAGAAGUCCCCAAUGAAAUUUAGGGGUGCUUCUGAGGAUGCUUACAAGGAGGGGUUCAGAGACCUAUGGCUGUUGGCCUUCAAGCAGCUUUCCCACAUUCUCCAAAGAUGCUCUGCAGAGGAGGAGAACAAAUUGGUCCUUCUGGGAAAAGGAAGCAGCUGGGAGGCAGGUGGGUACAGGAAGAGCCAGCCAACUCAUUCCAGGGCCUCCAGCCUGGAGGAAGGCAAAGCAGCUUCAAUCUGAAUGGAGAAUCACAUCUCACGUUCUUGGCAAUGGCUUGAAAUGGUUCCAGACAGGCUGCUUCUCCAAAGCCUGGUGUGGUCAUUCUGGCAGUGCUUUUUCAGUAGAUCAUUUGCAUCUAAGAAAGAGGCAGACGAAACGAGUUAAAAGUGGAUUGCUAUAACAUUCCAUGUUUGAGCUGCAGCAACUGUGUGGCAGCACCUCUCUGGAGGGAGCCCAGGGCCCUUCGCAGGCCAGGAGGGACCGCAGAUUGGAGAGAUGCUUGUGGGUGUUAUCUCAAGCUGGAGAACCCUCUGGCGGCAUUCUUGCCACAGCUGCAAGGCAAGACAGUUUCCUGUGGGCAGAUGCUGCUCCCCCUUUCCCCUGGUCUGGCAGAUGUGGGGAGAGCUUUCUAGCUGUCCUUUUCUUGCUGAAGGAGCUAAGGCAGCAGGAGGGGGAAGAAUGAAGGGUGGAGGGCAGUUUGGUUGCACCGGCUGGAGGGAGUUCAAGCGAGAGGCUCUGUGGACAAACAGACUCCUGGAUGUUGAAAUGACAGUUAAACUGCCAAGACCCCCAGGGUGGAGUGGGGGGCUUCCUAGGAAAGGUGGUGUGCUGAAAUCUCUGAUUGAGUUACACAAAGGGUGGAAACAGGCAGCUGGAAUAAAAGUGUGCCCUGUCAGGGAGUUUGUGCAACUGGAGGUGGAAUGUAGAGUGGGCAGAUAACGUACAAUAAAGGCAAAAGAAAUCCUUCUAAACACUGUGAUGACUCAGAGCUGUUGCAUACCACAGCUGCACCACGCUGGAGGUAUCUUUUGCUGCCCAUUUCAGUUUUCCCCAUCAGCACUUCUGGCUGAUUCUCCCACCCGCCCACCCUCACCCCAAUUGCUACCAUACUGUGCCUGAGUCCAGAGCGCAGAGGAGGGCGGCUUCCUGAGGCCAGCCGAGAGGCAGAGGUGGGUGCGUGGCUGAACUAGCUACAGUCCUGCUCACAGCUCAGAUCCCGGGUCCUGGGAAGACCAGGGAGGGGGAACAGCACCAACCGCAGAGAAGUGCCAGUGCUGUGAAGCGAGGAGAACUCUCUUCACAGGGAAAUGGCUUCCAAGGCCCACCAAGCCCUCCAGGAUCAGAGGACAGUUCCAGUUGCCAGACUCUGGAUCAAAAAUAGGGCUGGGCCAGCUAUCUGGCCAUGUCGGUUCCGGAUGCCUGGGACGUUGCCAGGAUAAUCUCAGCUUCAUUUACUUCACUUUGCAGGCUUAUGUGCUACUCAAAUGGAAGCAGCCCAGCACCUCUAAAUUGUGUGGCAACGUUUGAGGGGUCAUUCCCCAUGCUGGUCUGGGGGCCUGAUGUGGGGAAUGCAAACUCUAUGAAGCCUGAGGAAGGGCUCAGCCUUCCAGGUGUGGCCAGGUCCAGGAAUCGAGCGCAGAUGCUUGUCAUCUUGAAGUGCCUUCCUUCUUCAUGCUGGCUGACUAGCCUUCACUCGCUGCCUGUUGUUUUAGUUGUCCUGUUUAAGGCCUCUCUCACUUCCCCCAAACUUGCUCCCAAAUCAGAUCCCUCCGAUAUCCUCCUUGACCCCAAAACCUGUGGGAAUCUCUGCCCAUAAAGAGUGGCAAUUUCUCUCUGCUCCUUUCUUCAGCCCAAUAGGAGUUCUCCAGGGUAUUUGGGGGACUGAGGGGGAGAUCUAUGCAAUCUCUAAAAGAAAGUGUUACAGCUAUUACAUUGCCAGCAGCUGGAGGGAGGGGGAGAGAACAAAGAAGCAAAAAGGAAGCUGGAAAUCCCCCUCCACCUGAAGGCUGGGGGGGAGGGGGCUUGGUGAGCCCUAGUUCCCCUUUCCCAGCCAGACUCACAGUGCCAAAGAAGAGAGACCUAUAGCACAGCCACUCCUUCUGUGCUGCUUUCUCCUCCAGCACCCCGUCAUGGGGACCCAGCCAUUGACUCAGAGCAUCUUACGUACAACAUCAAGCUAUUCCACUGUGCUGUGGUUUGUUAGGGCACAGCCCGUUCGGGAACUCAUGUUCCUAAUUCUUAAUGUGCGCAGCUGUGGCUGGAUUGAGGCAGGGGUCACAGGGCCACUCUGUGGCCAUUCUUGUGGCCAGGUGCCUUCAAUCGAGAGGAACUGGGCCUUCCUGAGCCAAAAUGGUUCUCUUGGCCUUGCGAUCACCAGCGCGCCGGAGGGAGAGCCUCACACAGAUCAUGUGGUUAAUGUUGCUUUAUUGGUCAGCGCAGACCCAUUCCUUUGCGGAUAUUAGCAUUACAGCGUAUUGCACACAGAAAUGAAGGCAGGCGAGAUGUUAGAGGGGGACAGACCUAACGGGGAGCCAAAGGGCCAGAGGAGAACUGUGCUGUUUAGGUGAGACUUCCACCACACUCAGCAGAUGUGUGGCUUCUCUUUCUUUGCCCCGAGGCCAAGUGAGUCAGAGGAACAGGAGUACUCGGGUACUAAUUGCCACAUGCAGGAACAGCAGAAGCAGUAUUUUUCUCCUUGGGCUGCCAAAGGUCAAAUUGGUUCUCAUGGCUAAGGAUGAGCAAUCAUUUUUAUAAAUUUUGCCGUAAAAUGGGUAAGGAGAGACUGCUGAAGCUUGCUUCAAAAUUACAAAAUAUUGGAGUGACUCUCAGGCAGGGCUGUGUGAGGAGGAAGAAGAGGAGGAGCAGAUGGGUCAGAGACCUUCUACUGCCUAAGAGGAAGGAACAGUUCUUUGUCUCCCCACCCCUUAGCUUCAGCUUCUAAGACACAUUCAUCAGUGGGUCAGAACAUUCACUUGUCUAACUACAGACAUACACUUGGUCUGCUAGCUAAACACCAGUCAGAAGGGCAGCAAUUCAAGCCAUGAGAACCACAAAGGUUGGCAUGCAUUUCCCCUCAUCCAGAACCAGAUGUCCCAAGGCUGAUCUGGGCUCCUGCAGACCAAAGAAUUCAAAUGUGAUGGGGGGAGGGAUAAUUCUUCAUCCUCUGUCAGUUUGCAGCAUUUAGAAACGUGAGUACCCUGUGACCUGGGAGUUAAGAGCCUACAAUAAAAGUCAAAACAUUUUAAACACAAAUGCAAAACAACUAUACCUGUACAUGAAAAAAUACAUGUCAUUAAAAAUUAAUAAAUUAAACAAUAACUGGAAAAAAAAUACCACUGCUCUAUUUCUCCUCGGCUGCCCUCUCCUUUGAAGAGUGCCAGGUAUCAUCUGGUUCUUCCAAGCUGAUCUAUACCGGCAGAGGACAAAGGGAGGCUUUCUUGCAACCUGCUCAGCACUGCACCAGACAGUUCCCAAUGCUGCUGCCUCAACCGCCCACCCAUCCCAGGCACAGACAGCUUUGCAUGGAUGUGCUGAUCCAGAAAGCCCUCGUCACAGAAAGCGAAAGAUUUUGCUUUCAGCUGGGCCUUUGAGAGGAUGAGAGCUGUGGGUGGAGUGGCAGACGCCAUCCCAGCCUCAGGCCCUUGGACAAGGGCAAAAGGGCAGCCUGGGCACAGAUCAUCACAGGAACCUCCCCCAUUCAAAUUAUUGUGCCACAGAGGGGAAGAUGGGUUGUGCCAUCUCUCUGAAGGGCCUGAGUUGCCAAAGUAGCAUUUGCCACUUUAUGUCUGUUCUCUUGAGACCGUCUCUUCGGUUCAGCUUCCCCAGAAAGUAGGGCCUUGUGGCCACCUCCUUGCUUGGCUUGCUCUAGAGGGCAAGAGCCUUGCCUUCUCCAUCAGGCCUUUGUCUUCUUCCAGUGGGGUCCCCAACAUUCCCUCCUAGGAUUGUCCAAGAGCCAGAUCCACGAAUCCAGCAGGAGGGAGUUCAGCCAUGGGAUGAGAAGGAACAGGGCAGAUGGGGCAGACAAACCAAAUCAAGGGAGAUGAACUCCUUGGUAGCAAUUCCAGGGAGAGCAAAGAAGUGGUGGGGCCACUCUGCACACGUCUCCAGGCAUGUGGGACAGGUCUCGGGGGCUCUGGCAAGCAAGAACCACACACGGAUGGAGUGCUGCUCUUGCUGAGUUCAGCUGACGCUCAGGAAAGGCA
This is a messenger RNA of Thamnophis elegans (Western terrestrial garter snake), 9018 nucleotides long. RefSeq names its product diphosphoinositol pentakisphosphate kinase 1 (gene PPIP5K1). The record is from RefSeq and is a predicted model, not a curated record. Gene Ontology annotation, cellular component: cytosol. Gene Ontology annotation, molecular function: inositol hexakisphosphate kinase activity; diphosphoinositol pentakisphosphate kinase activity; 5-diphosphoinositol pentakisphosphate 1-kinase activity. Gene Ontology annotation, biological process: inositol metabolic process; inositol phosphate biosynthetic process. NCBI's taxonomy places the organism in Eukaryota, Metazoa, Chordata, Lepidosauria, Squamata, Natricidae. The transcript has 29 exons. The coding region runs from base 237 to 3917 and encodes 1226 amino acids.